Leptosia nina is the source of this 300-nucleotide messenger RNA. The record is from the annotation of a GenBank genome assembly. Lineage: Eukaryota; Metazoa; Arthropoda; Insecta; Lepidoptera; Pieridae.
AUGGAUACCAGACCUAAUCUAAAAAUACCAAGAGAAACAGCUCAAAGCAAUUAUCCCUCGCAGAUACCACAUCUACGCAGAGGUCGUAAAAAGUAUAUCGCUACUGUGCACAAGUGGCUAUUAGCGGGAGUUAUCUGCGACAUACGCUUACGGCAUAAGGGCUCGCGCCAUGCUAAUGGCGUGCUUCGAACAGAUUUUCGAGUAAAAAAGGGGCAGGUGUCGCCGCACCGCGACAAAUUGGUCGGAAAAUCCAGGCUGCAUCUAGCUCGGGUGACAUCCGCACAUGUCAAUCCCACCUGA